Pelagomonas calceolata is the source of this 522-nucleotide messenger RNA. The record is from the annotation of a GenBank genome assembly. Lineage: Eukaryota; Pelagophyceae; Pelagomonadales; Pelagomonadaceae.
UUGCAAAAAACGCGGCAGCAAUUGGGCUGCCUCUCGCCGAGAAAACGGCCAAAAACCAUGCAAAAAGCCAUACGAUCGACUUUUUUGGCGCCGUUGCGAGCCGAUCGGGCCACCGCAGCGUCGGACAUCGUUCAACAUGUGGCCGCGGACGAUUUAAGACACUUUGAGGCAACUCGGGCCCAUGGGAUGCCAGUCUAUGUGUGGUCCGCGUUUCUCGCCGGGACGCGGUUUCGGGCGAAAAUCGCGCCGUGGGUCGCGAGAUUUGGCAGGGACCUUCCCAGCCACCACGGCGUGCACGCGCGGGGGUUUGGGGGCUGUAUCGAGGCCGCGGGGCCUCAAAAAGACGUAUCGGGCAGCCCCUUGGGCUGAGAAGCGAUUUUUGUCAAUAUGGCAUACUAACUGCUGCAAAUUGGCUUAAUCGACGCGUCUCGAUUGCGCCGUCCGAUUAAGCCACUUUGAGGCAGUUUGUUUGCCAUAUUGACUGAGAUAGCAGCGCGAAUUGCCUCGUUUGCGACCCCUAAA